Molecule: messenger RNA, 2138 nt
Organism: Paramisgurnus dabryanus
Lineage: Eukaryota; Metazoa; Chordata; Actinopteri; Cypriniformes; Cobitidae
Biological process (GO): DNA integration
Molecular function (GO): nucleic acid binding
Source: RefSeq, a predicted model, not a curated record
UUCACCUGUUUCUGUUGCCGAGCUAUCCACAUUGAGAUGCUGGAUGAUAUGUCCACGGACUCCUUUAUUAAUAGUCUGCGAUGUUUCAUUGCCAUCAGAGGAGCGGUUCGUCAGAUAAAGUGUGACCAAGGAAGUAACUUUAUUGGAGCCAAGAACGAGUUUGCAAAGGCUUUAAGUGAGAUUGACAACAACCGUCUUGUGACAUUCUUAGCAGAAAAGCAGUGUGACUUUAUCUUCAACGCACCUCAUGCAAGUCACACAGGAGGAGUUUGGGAGAGACAGAUUAGGACAGUAAGGAGCGUUCUUCAUUCCACCCUGUCCUUAUCUUCUGGAAGAUUGGAUGAUUCCUGUCUACGGACCUUCUUCUACGAAGCUAUGGCAAUUGUCAAUAGUCGACCACUGACAGUAGACAAUCUAAAUGAUCCUAAAAGUCCUGAACCCCUAACCCCAAACCAUCUGCUCACUUUAAAAAGUGCCCAAGCUUUACCACCCCCUGGAAAAUUUGUCAGAGAAGACGUGUAUGCUCGCAAGAGAUGGCGCCAUGUCCAGUACUUAGCGGAACAGUUCUGGAGUCGUUGGAGAAAGGAGUACUUGUCUAACAUCGCAAUCAGACAAUGCUGGCUAACCCCCAAGAGGAACAUACAAGUUGGAGAUAUAGUGCUGGAGAAAGCAGAAGACUUGCCUAGAAAUGAGUGGCGUAUGGCAGAAGUCAUUGAGACUGUGGUUGACAAGGAUAAUCUAGUGAGAAGAGUAAAAAUACGUUUUGGAGACAGAAAGCUGGGAAAGGAUGGUAAACGUCUGAGCAAACCAUCAGUAGUCGAGCGCCCAGUGCAGAAGUUGGUCCUGCUGCUAGAGGCAGCUUAACAACGUCAUGUAUCCUUUAAGCUUAGCAGUUCAUAAUACAUGAUUAUUUCUUUUGUUUUACUCUCAUCUAGGCUAAGUAAUAGUUAAUUCAUUUUAAAAAUCAUUCGUGAUCUAAGUUUGAGAUUAUAGUCACUCGUGAUUUUGGUGGGAGUGUAAAUAACCCAGUUAUUUAGUUUUUAGAUUUUCUCUACAUGCACUAUACUGGGCAUAAGUUUAAGUUUUCUAAAUAUUAGUUGUGUUUAUUCUGGUUUAAAAAAUGUUUUAUUGUCAUGCAAAGUUAUUAAGCCUAUAGAGACUUUUAUUUUGAAAUGGCGGAUAGACAGAUUGCCGCGAAGAUCGAGCAUGCGCGGAAAUCGGUCACAUGUGGAGAUCGCUCGUGCACGGAGAGAAGGAGCAACACGGUCACGGAGUCAAAACAAUUAAAUAUAAAGUUAUAGCAGAUAAAAAGUAAUUUAGAGUAAUUAUAGUUGCCUGAUUAAUGUAGCACACAGUUUAUUUUGGUUUAUUUUUGGAUAUUUUUGUGUUUUUGGCCUUCUUUUAUUUUAGUACCUGGUUGAAAGAGGCACAAAGCACAGCGACAUAAAUAUGACCAACCAGAUCCCAAGUAGACAGGAACAAAUGAAGAUAUAGUGCAUAGAAAGACUUAUUCUUGGUGAUCAACUGCUAUUGACAUUUUUGAAUCGGGGCAAAUGUGGAGUGAAGAAAAACGUUUGCAACACAUCCAUUCCAGAGUGCUCUGACAGAUAAAACUGACACGCUUGAUGAGGACACAGUCAAGCUUUAAAAGCCCGUGUGAUAAAGCAGUCUUCAAUUACUACGGUGUCUGAAUUGCAAGAAGAAGUCACCCUCCACUUAAACAUGUGACAUCUAAACUGUUUUGUGUUUUAGUUCAGCUUUUUAUAGGUUUAUCUUAAGUUGGUUAAAGGCAGAGUGCACUAUUUUUGAAAGCCAAUGUUAACAUUUGAAAUUACCUAAACAAACAUGCCUCUACCCCAAUAGAAUCUGGACCUUCUUUUGAUAGAGCCACCACACACAUACGCAACCCCGGCAAGGAUGUCAGUUAGUAGACACGCCCCUUACUGCUGGUUGGCUACAAGUGUGCUUUGGUAGUCGGCCCAAUUUCCUUUUCCAAAGCGUUUUUCAAACAUUGUGCACUCCGUCUUUAAAUUGCACUUAAACAUUUUUUUUUCAUUAACUUUUUAUGCAGAGAAUUACAUUAUGAUUAUUAUAUAAUCAUUGCUUAUGAAUAUUUAGUGAUUGCAUAUUCAUAGUGU